AUCGAGCCUCUAGAAGCGAUCGUGUCUGUCCAGCACAAGCUGAAAAAAAACUUUCCUCUGCUCUUGCUGCAAUUAUCUACGCGAACACACAGGGGCGCUGUUUCCAUAGCUGCUGAUUGCUGGUAUUUGCUGAAGGAUUGUGUUGCUUCCAAAUCUUCUGAACUUCAAUUUGCCGGUUCCGAACAAGUUCUGGAAGUGUGUUCAGCAUACUUAGGAGGCCUUCUGAGCGCCUGCUCCCGGGUACAGCACCACAGGCCCGGAUCCACCACUUGGGCAGCUGCGUGGCGCCUUCACGUCACGGGGACACCAAAAGUUAGCUGCGCGGCUAAAACCCCAAAGUCUGUGCGGACCCGAUAAAAAAAGUUCGGCGAUACAGUCUAGACUCCCUAGUGACUUGGGGCCGCAUGCCCUUCCAGAACUUUUGCUCGGCUGCUUGGAUACUGGACUCGCGUUCUUACGGGCUUUUACGCAGUUUUACAUAGGCGACGUCGUGGACUGACUGACGGACAGGACCGCCGUCGGAUCGGAACCGGGUUUGUUUUGGACGGCAAUGCGAUAGGAAGACGGCAGUGUCGCCGUUCGGACCGCUGAUUUGGCGGCUCGAGGUGAGCAGCAAUCGAGGCCUGCGGGUCAGGCUUCUAGCGGGCUCGAGUAGAGCCCGUCGCCGCCUACGAGGACUUACAGGCAGGUUCGAAGCACCGCCCCUGCCGGGACUAUGGAACGGAUGGAAGUGGACCAUUGCGCAGGCGCAGCUGGCGGGGCUUUACGCAGGUCCAACAGCGCCCCCAUGAUAACGAAUGUCGGGGAGCGGAUGGCCGUGACCAGUCAGACCGUAACGGUCCGAUACAGACGAGUGUCGGUCAACUGCAGCUGUCCGUCACAGGAGGACAAUAUGGAUGCGGCACUUCGAGGGAACCUGCAGAGACUCGGCGCUUCCGGUGUGGUUUCGGUUCCUUCCAGCAGCCAGUGGCAAGAGGACGCCCCCGAGUGGGUUCGCUCGCAGGACAGCGCCAUCACGCCAAACUCGUCACCGAGUCCCAGUAGGAGGUUCAGACCUGUGGGUGGAGCGAGUAUCAGAUGGCCCGCCUUAACGCCACUCAAGAGGAAAGGGGGGGUGGAGUCAGACGGUCCACCCAAGAAGCUUUUUGUUACUGGCGUCUUAGACUCCAUCCACCACAGCAGCUACGCGCGCCUCACCUGCAGACUCUGCCCCCAGGGUUGCCACCAGUUCUCAGUCAUCUCCGUUCUCACCCCACCAGCACUCGGCGCAUUAACCUCCCCCUCCCCCCGCACCAAUGGCCCUCCUCCGCAUCCUGUCUCACCUUGACCAUAUCCAGAGGAAGCCGCUAAAGAAGUGGGCGGAGCCCGCAGCCAUGGAAGUGCCUUAGAGCGACCUUCACCGCUUCUUUAGCCAAGAAGAAGCAACAUACGAACGAGCGGCGACCAUCUUUGUUUCGCAUGUACAGACUGAAUUCUUUGUUUUUUUAACCUUUGACCUUCCAGCGGUAUUGGUCGGUCACACAGUCCAAGUUGUUCAAACUGUUUUGCACUUCAAAACCAACUGGAUGCUUUUUAGGCGUCAGAGUGGACACCUUCCCCCCCCCCCCCCCAUGACAAAAUGUUGACAGCAUCAACGCGAUCAUCCAACACGGCCUCAAAGCCAAGAACGUCCACACAUGAUGAAAGGACGCGUUGUUGCGCUGGUGUGCUCAUGAGGGUGAACAUGCUAAGCUGAUGGAGUCAUCGUUGUUUCUCACCUUGAAGUGAAGGAUUUGCACAUGUACAACUUUUCUUUGAAGCCAAAGACGACCUCAGCAUCAUUAGCUUAUUUCUGGACUUCCUCUUUCCUCCAUUUUGGAUUUCCGCUUCCUGUCGGUUUGCCAGCUUCAACCUCAUAUUUGAUGUUUCCAUGGCAACAAGAGCUGACCAAAUUAGGCGUGACGGUCGUCAUGGUCACGGCUUGAAGUAUUCGACAUUUCACUUGUAAAAGAAAAGACUUUCACAAGAAGGAAAUAAGAACAAAAUGUACUUUUAUGCAAUGUUGAUAAAAGGUCAAUAAAAGUCAACAAAAAGCAGCACUU
This is a messenger RNA of Dunckerocampus dactyliophorus (ringed pipefish), 2081 nucleotides long. RefSeq names its product PABIR family member 2. The transcript has 8 exons. The coding region runs from base 716 to 1327 and encodes 203 amino acids. Lineage: Eukaryota; Metazoa; Chordata; Actinopteri; Syngnathiformes; Syngnathidae. The record is from RefSeq and is a predicted model, not a curated record.